This is a messenger RNA of Cantharellus anzutake, 1766 nucleotides long. Its product is annotated as peptidase C1B bleomycin hydrolase. The coding region runs from base 1 to 1539 and encodes 512 amino acids. Gene Ontology annotation, molecular function: cysteine-type aminopeptidase activity. The transcript is spliced from 13 exons. The record is from RefSeq and is a predicted model, not a curated record. NCBI's taxonomy places the organism in Eukaryota, Fungi, Basidiomycota, Agaricomycetes, Cantharellales, Hydnaceae. Gene Ontology annotation, biological process: proteolysis; response to toxic substance; L-homocysteine catabolic process. Gene Ontology annotation, cellular component: cytoplasm.
AUGGGUGCCAGCCAAUCAACGCAGAAAGUCUCCAAGGCCAAGCUUAACGAGAAACACCACUAUCAGCAUGCCUCCGAUGAGGCCAUCGCGGCAGCAAUAUUGCCGCUCUCUAUCAGUCCGAGCGCUCAGGGGCCAGUCUCCAGUGAUGGCUCCAUUUCCCUCGAAAACCUUGAGAACUGGGAGGAUGAGGCCUCUAAGGCACGUGAUCAAAGGCUCCAGCUUUCACGCACGAUCCUGAAUCAUACGGACUUCAAGACUGCACUGCUCUCCCGGAAGACCAAAAUUGCGAAUUUGCACAUCUUUAACACGAGGUUGGAUUUCCACGGGAACACCAAAGUCACAGACCAGAAGUCGAGCGGGAGGUGUUGGCUUUUUGCAACCACUAAUGUCAUUCGCUACAAUAUUGCUAAGUCCUUGGGACUCGAAGAUUUCCAGCUCUCUCAAUCGUAUCUGUUCCUCUAUGAUAAGCUGAAUAAAGCAAACUAUUAUCUCGAGCUCAGCAUUCAACACGUGGACCUUCCUCUUGAUGACAGACUUAUCGUUCAUUUAGCUGAUGAUCCCGUUGGAGACGGCGGUCAAUGGGAUAUGGCUGUUAAUCUGCUUGAGAACUACGGCCUUGUUCCUCAGGCUAUUUUCCCGGAAUCCUACUCAUCUUCGGCUUCCAAGCGACUCGACCAGCUGAUCACUACCAAGUUGCGUGAGCACGCGCUCCUCCUUCGGAAGAGGUUUGCAGAAUUGGAAGGGAGCCUUGGAGUGUUGGAUGCGCCAACUCGUCAACAAAGGAUCCAAGAAGAUCUCCGCCAGCGGAAGGAGCAAUAUAUCGGGGAGGUCUACAAGAUUUUAACUGUCACUCUUGGUGAACCCCCUAAACCGAAUGACAGGUUUGAUUGGGAGUACUAUACUGCUCACGGCGAUUACAAGUCUUGGACCGGAACGCCGCUUGAAUUUUACAAGACUUUCAGCAACAAGCGGUAUCCUCAUCACGAAGCAUUCUCUUUAAUUAACGAUCCCCGUAAUGAGUAUGGUAAACUCUACACGGUUGACAAGCUUGGAAAUGUCUGGAAUGGACGACCAAUUCGAUAUGUGAACACCUCAUCUCAAAGACUCAGGGAGGCUGUUGUCAAGACUAUCAAAGCGGGUCAACCAGUCUUCUUCGGCUGCGACGUCGGCCAAUCUUCGGACCAGGCCAGCGGUGUGAUGGCCACUGGUCUCUAUGAUAUCGAGAACGCCUUUGGCGUUACCUUGGGACUUGACAAGGCUGAUCGUCUCCGCACUGGCGAGUCCGCCAUGACUCAUGCCAUGACAAUUACUGCCGUCCACUUGGACGACAAGGGGACCCCAGUCCGAUUCAAAGUGGAAAACUCUUGGGGAGAGACAGCUGGUGAGCACGGUUACUUUGUCAUGACCACUGAAUGGUUCGAUGAAUACGUCUACCAAGUGGUUGUGCCGAAGCAGCUUGCACCCGGAGACCUGAUCAAGGUAUUGGAUCAGGAACCAAUUGUACUGCCUCCCUGGGAUCCCCUCGGAGCUUUGGCCUGAGACACGUAGUACAAGUGUUAUAUUCUUGUUGGUGCAUAUGUUGAUUAUGCCAUGGGUGACGUUGCAACGGUUUAUUUUGCCGUUGUAGUUUGUGGAAAACAAGAGCGCCCGGAAACCGCCAAUCCGCAAUGUGCGUGCUUCACCCACUUAUUUCGUUUUGUUAUGUUGCGAGAGUUACAUAAUUAAAUUCAUACCUUUGUCUCACAACGCAAGAAAAUACGAUCAAG